Messenger RNA from Sceloporus undulatus (fence lizard), 1687 nucleotides. Its product is annotated as FXYD domain-containing ion transport regulator 3-like. Gene Ontology annotation, cellular component: membrane. Gene Ontology annotation, biological process: regulation of sodium ion transmembrane transporter activity. The record is from RefSeq and is a predicted model, not a curated record. NCBI's taxonomy places the organism in Eukaryota, Metazoa, Chordata, Lepidosauria, Squamata, Phrynosomatidae. The transcript has 8 exons. Bases 138 to 407 code for a protein of 89 amino acids. Gene Ontology annotation, molecular function: sodium channel regulator activity.
GUGAAACCUGUUCCUCCUCACCUGGCUGGGUGCGGCCUCUGAGGUGCUAUUUAGGCCAAGGAUUGCUGCUGCCUAGUUUGUUGCUUCUGCCUUUGCUGAAGUAUCCCAGGACAGAAGACCACACAGUACAUGCCAAGAUGAAGUCUACCAUCACAGAGAUCCUGCUUCUUCUGUUGGCUGCAUUUCCUCUCCUGGAGGCAAAUGAUCCUACAGAUAAAAACAGCCCUUUUUUUUAUGACUGGCAUUCGCUUCGUGUUGGCGGUUUGAUUUUUGCUGGUGUACUCUGUUUACUUGGAAUUGUUAUCCUACUGAGUGGAAAGUGCAAAUGUAAACCCAAGAGGAGAUCCAGUGUCCAGAUAGGUGUGGCACCAAAGGGUCUUCUUCCAGGAGGUGCUAGUGAGUGCUGAGUCAAGAUAACUGUUACUUGUGCUAAGAUACCUGCCCUGUCUCGUGUCCACGAAAUGUUUCCUCUCUCUACUGGUGGCAGCAGACCUUCUUUCUCUGUUAUUCUGGCCCCUCACCAAGAUCUUGGUUUUUUUUAUAAAAAUGUAAUAAAAAAAUGAAUUAAUCCCGGCGUGCGCUGGAAGGUUUUUGAUCCAAGACCUGUUCUCUGCCUGGGACCUAAUAUGUAGAUAUUUCUCCUGUAGAGACUGCAUGCACACACAUUCAGGUAUUACAUUGAGAGCAUAACACCACUACAAGUCUGAACUGGUUUUAACUGUCGUGCUGCGAGGGCAUGUUCAGAGAGGCCAUAAGCAGAAUUCUGUUAGGGAACAAAGGUAGGAGUCUUGUAAUGGAAGAUUCUCUGCAGUCUGAACAUUUUACACCUCCCAAAAUACUUUAGAGGCCAUUACAGUCCCACUCUUAUUGUUUCUGGAUUUUUUUCAAAUAGCCAUGAAUGUAUAAGCGCUUAGCUUUAAUCAAUAUGGGCUGUUGCUUUAAGAACAAAAAAAGGACUGUUGCUAUAAGGCUUGUGGUUAAAUAUCCAACUGCUUCCUUAGAGUAAACUGUCUUAUUCUGACAGCUUUAUUUGAAAUUGAUUUUAAAACCUUUUCGAGAACUUAAAAUGGUUAUUUUUGAACAGUGGUUGGGGAUUCUGGGAGUUGGAGUCCAAAAAAUAACAUCCUGAAACUCUGCUAUGAAUCCACUAAUCAAUCUUCAAAUUACAAGAAGGCAAAUCCAUUUCACAAAAUGUGAGAGAAGUGAGUUAAGGGAACAUUUCCAUUAUUUAUGUUCCCUUGCAUCCUUCCCAAUCUGGUGUCCUCUAGAUUUUGGAUAGCAGCUCCCAUCAUUCCUGGCCCUUUGUCAGCCCCAGAUGGGACUUACUGAAAAAGGAAUUGGAUCCAACAAUGAAAACACUAGUCAAGAAGAUUUUUAGUGGUUAGGAGUGAAAAUGCAUGUGGAUAUGAGAGCUCUGUAAUGUCUUUUGGUCAAGGCCCCACGCAUUACUUAAGGGAUCUCUUUCAGGUCACCUAAUAGCUGUGUUCAGCCAGGCUUUGCUUCGACUUUGGAAGAUCGUGAACAAUUUUAUGUGCACUACAUUUCUGUUCAGAAGUGGUGUGUUUUAAAGCUCUGCUUAUUGUAAUACCUUGCACUUUUAAUGCUUAUGUUAUGAAUCCAACUUGGUAGGAUUCUGCCCUAAAAGGCAAGAAAUAGAUACCCAGAAUAAAAGAAUGAAACAUUUUGU